Molecule: messenger RNA, 4351 nt
Organism: Oncorhynchus gorbuscha (pink salmon)
Lineage: Eukaryota; Metazoa; Chordata; Actinopteri; Salmoniformes; Salmonidae
Product: papilin-like
Exons: 28
Coding region: 498-4205 (1235 amino acids)
Biological process (GO): extracellular matrix organization
Cellular component (GO): extracellular matrix
Molecular function (GO): metalloendopeptidase activity; serine-type endopeptidase inhibitor activity
Source: RefSeq, a predicted model, not a curated record
UUGUAAAAACGAGAAUUACUCAUUAAAAGUGUGUCUUGCACAUUCAUUCUGAGAAGAAGGAUCUUAAAAUCUACAAACGUUAAUUAACAGUUAUUUUUACAAUCUGAAAUUAUAGCCUCGCAAUAUUUCUCCCCGGUUGAGUUCUGUACAUUGACACACUGUAAUCACCAGCGCGCACAUCCCGGGCACGAUGGGGUUAGCCCGAGUGACGCACACAGAGGUUUUAACACCGACUGGACUCUUUCUCCUCUUUUCAAUUUCAACUGGAAAGAGAAAGGAAAAGGGUCUUGCAGCUUGAUAACUUCAUCAGAACAGGAGUUGGGCACAGGGGUUAAUAACUAAUAACCCUCCCCGGCAGAGAGACACGAAGCCAGCAGGUAAUAUUAGAACCGCAGCUGCGGAGGUACGACAACACAGUGAAACCGCGCAGCACGGAUUCAUCAGGUAUUUUGGAUAGUUGAAGGGACGCAGAAAAGCAACAAAGGUGAAAGAGGAAGAUGCUGUGGUGUCUGGUUGCUGUGCAGCUGUUCUUGGUGCCAGCUCUCCUGCUGCCUAGUGGGGACUACUGGGAGGAAUGGAGUCCCUAUGGAGAAUGUAGCAGGAGCUGUGGCAGUGGGGUUACCAUGAGAACCAGGAGAUGUGUUACCCAGAGGACUGAUGGAGGAAACAACUGUGUGGGGCCAGACAAGUCCUACCGCUCAUGUAACAUCCAGGACUGCCCAGGGGGAUCCAGAGACUUCAGAGAGGAACAGUGUUCUCAGUUUGAUGGAUCUGACUUCCAGGGAAAACGCUACAAAUGGCUCCCAUACUAUGGAGCUGACAACCCUUGUGAGCUGAACUGUAUACCCAGGGGAGAGAACUUCUUCUACCGCCACAAGACAGCUGUGGUUGACGGCACGCCCUGCCACCCCGGGAGGAAGGAUGUGUGUGUGGAUGGCGUCUGUAAGCGUCUGGGCUGUGACAACAUGCUGGAGUCCCCCCAGCAGGAGGACCCCUGUCUGCAGUGUGGGGGCAACGGACAGUCCUGCUACCCAGUUAGGAGUACCUUCAAUAUUAACAACCUGCCCAAAGGCUAUAACCAGAUGUUUAUCAUCCCUGUGGGAGCCACCUCCAUCCGCAUCGGAGAGACUGUUGCCACUCGUAACUACCUGGCCGUUAAGAACCUGCGUGGUGAGUACUACCUGAACGGCCACUGGGUGAUUGAGUUCUCCAGGGCCACUCCAGUAGCAGGCACCAUGCUAUACUACCAGAGAGGGGCUGAGGGAGAGAUGACUCCUGAGACCAUCAUCGGCCGCGGACCCACCACCGAGCCGCUGGUUAUAGAGUUGAUCAGCCAGGAACAUAACCAGGGAGUAGAGUAUGAGUACUACCUCCCUAACGGUCACUCCAGAGAGGGUCACUACUGGAGCUUCGGCUCCUGGUCUGCCUGCAGCAGAGAGUGUGGCUCAGGGUACCAGUCUCGUCUGGUGUUCUGUGCCAUCGAUAACGAGGCCUACCCAGACUACCUGUGCUCCGCCUUGCCACGCCCCCUCACCAACCGCACCUGCAACACUCAGCAAUGUCCUCAGACUCAGAGCUGGUCGACAGGUGAAUGGAACGUGUGCUCUGUAUCGUGUGGCGGCGGAUCCCAGGUGCGCAGUGUGCAGUGUGUCUCCUAUGAUGCAUCAGGGCCCCGUGUGGUGGAGGACGCUGUCUGUGCAGCCUACGCCCUCACACCGCCCACCCUGCAGACCUGCAACAUGCAGCGUUGUGUCUCCUGGAGGGCCUCUGUCUGGAGUGCGUGCUCAGUAACAUGUGGGACAGGGGAUCAGUCCAGAGAGGUGAUGUGUGUCGGAGCAGCAUCAGUCCAGCUAGCAGACACCUCCUGCAUCGCCUCACUCCGCCCUGUAGCCGCCCAGCCCUGCUCCAUGCCCGCAUGCCUACUGUCUGUCAGCUGGCACGUUGGAGACUGGGGACUGUGCUCUAAGAGCUGUGAGUCAGGUCUGCGUGAGCGCCAGGUGAUGUGUUCUGACAGAGAGAGGAACCUGUACCCAGUGGAACGUUGUAACUCUGUCCCUAAACCCCUCACAGUGGAUACCUGCAAUACACAGCCCUGCUACAGCCCACAGGUUGUCCCCAGUAUGCAGGAUCCCAGAGGACAAGACAACACACAGCACGGCGUCCCAGAUCCCGCUACAGUCCUCAGACCAGACUCUGCUGACCACCAGACCAACACAGUGUACCAUGGUCACAGCUCCGGGCCAGCCCAACACUGUAGCCGGUCCCACUACGGUUGCUGUCCAGACGGAGUGAUGGCUGCUGGGGGAACAGGGGGUCUGGGCUGUCCACGGGGAUCCAGCCCUGAGCAGGCUGUCUGUACCACCACCAGGUAUGGAUGCUGCAGGGAUGGUGUGACCAUAUCACAGGGCUCCAACAGGGAGGGCUGUCAGGAGUAUGGCUGUAUUAACACCAGGUAUGGGUGUUGCAGGAAUGGUGUGUCUGCAGCACAGGGACUCAACAAGGAGGGUUGUCUGGAAUAUGGCCCUCUUGCCCACCCCACGGCUCCUACUACUCCCCUCCUACCAGCUGAAAACAGUAUCCAGUGUCGUCUGACCACCUACGGCUGCUGUUUCGACCGUACGUCAGCCGCCGCAGGUCCCGAUGGAGAGGGCUGCCCCACUCCACCCGACAAUGUUCCCAGAACCACCUGUUCUCUGCCCAAGGCGGCCGGCUCCUGCAGUGGCUGGACGGGCCGAUACUUCUACGACGUCGCCGCCGCCAAGUGCUCCCACUUCUGGUACGGUGGCUGCCACGGCAACGACAACAACUUCCUGACCCGCGGAGACUGUCAGAGCAGGUGCCCUGGGGCCCGGACCAGCCAGACCAGCCACACCUACCAGCCGAGCCAGUCAGGCCAUGACAUGCGCAGGGUCUUCACGGUGCAGCGCGGCACCUCAGGGGGAUCCACUGGAGGGCGCAAGGGAGCCAGCGCCGCAGACCACGCCCACAGGGCCAGGGUCCAUGUCCGGCCCCGCCGCCCAGCCACCUACUCCGUUCAGCAAACCCACCCUGCAGCGAGCCUGACCCAGCCAGGGGGGGUGAAGAUCGACCAGACCGACCCGACCACGGUGGAGGCUCUGGUGGGACAGACGGUGGUGUUACCCUGCAGAGUCUCUCCAGCUCCGUCCUCCACCAUCAUAGUGGAGUGGAGGAAGGAUGGAGUCCCUCUCACUACCUUUAGGCAUCAUCCACAGCCUAAUGGUUCCCUGUUAGUUGGUCCUCUAACUAAGGCUGACUCUGGUUGGUUGCUCUGUGUGGCAACGCGUGACCGUGAGAGAGAUCACCGCUACGUGUACCUGUCUGUCUCAGAGAACACCAGAGGAUCCCAGGCGGUACAGGACCCGACAGGAAGCCUCCCCCAAGAUGGAGCAGACAGGACAGGAGAGACAGGAGUUAUACUGCCGUCAGUACCUCAUCGCCAGCCCUCACCCAAGUUCAGUAUAGACCGAUCAGGUUCGUCGUCUGUGGAGGGGAAAGCAGGACAGACGGUCAGACUAGCCUGUAAGAUCAUCCCAGCGUCAGCGCUCUCUUCGGUCAGCCUCCAGUGGACCAGAGAAGGACAGACACUCAACUCUCUCAGACAUGCACAGCAUGCGGACGGCACCCUUGUGAUUGGCCAGUUGAGGUCAGAUGACUCAGGUGUCUACACCUGUACAGGCUCCACCCACAGUCAACUGGAGCAGAGACAGCUCACGCUCAAAGUACAAGGAGACCUGAGGAUCACCAUGCCCCCUAACAACGUGCAGGUGUCUCAGGGCGGCACGGCCCAGCUCCCCUGUGUGGUGUCUGGGGACAACGUCAACGUCGGCUGGUCCAGGAAUGGUGUCCCUGUGCGACCAGAUGGUGGGCGUGUUCAGAUGUCAUCAGAUGGUAGCCUGAUCCUGAAUAACGUGCAGCCGGCAGACGAGGGUUCCUACACCUGUAAUGCCUACACUGGAACAUACUCUGUCAGCGCCACAGCUGAAGUGCGCAUCAACAAGGCCUCACGGCAAGAGCUGGAUACAGGUCUUGGUGUGCCAGCUGAGUGUGUGGACCAGCCAGAGCUGGCUAACUGUGAGCUGAUAGUGUACGCCCGUCUGUGUAACAGCCAGUACUACUCUAGUUUCUGCUGUGCCAGCUGUGCCAGGCACGCCAAGGGAGAGGACAGAUACGGCCAGAUAGGGUAAGGCCCAGGGGGGCAACGAGGUCAUGGCCUGCUAGGGUAUGGGCCAGGGGACAAGGAGGGCCAGGGGAUAAGGAGGAGCAGGGGGCAAGGAGGACCAGGGGACAAGGAGGACCAGGGGGAAAGGAGGACCAGGGGACAAGGAGGACC